AUGCCCCAGGGCACAGCGUCCCCGAGCGCGAAUGCCGCACCCGCAGACCCCGUGGACUGCCUCUCGCCCUCGCCCCCGGCCCCUCGCGCCGCCCGCCCCCGUCACGCACCGCUCCUCGCCCUAGUCCCCGCGGCCGUUCCAGACGAGCCCCCCGAUGAGGAGGUCCCGAGCAUUUGGACAGUUAUUUCACGCGCCUCGGACCUCGUCAAGGACGGCGAACGUUUGGAAAACCUCGCUUGGAGACACUGGGGCGCGCCCACAGUGGGCCGUAGACGGAGCUCCUCGACACUGACAACGAGUUCGGCCGAGAUUGGUACGCCGUCAGACAGAGGGUCCAUUCCGCGCACCCGCAGCUUUGAGCGGCGGUCGUUUGCUGGUACACUCCGUCUCCUGGUGGAAGAGUCGUCUUCGUUCAAGGACUGGGUCGAGGACGCCCGUCUGAAGCACCCCGCCUCCCCUCAAUCCGGCACAGCCGAUACCCACCCUCCUGCCCACCCUUCGUCUCCGGUCGCCGCCGCCGCCACCGCGACGCCGCCUCCUAUUCCGACCGUUAGCCUCCCCCACUGUUCGGCGCCAGAGACCCCCGUCUCGCUCGAGAUCCGACUCGUCGAGCCGACACCAGUACCCAGCCGCGUUGGUUCACUCGGGGGCAGUCUCGACGCGACACGCAGUGUUGCCGCCAAGACCGCCACCCAGCCGCUCCUUCGAGAAGACAUUGACGAAGAAGCGGAAGCGGACCCUGCAACGACCGCCUCGGCUACAGCCCCCUCCGCCCCAGCUGGCCCCGCUGCCCCGCAGCCGCGUGGCCGCCGAGCAGCCGGCGGCAGGAGCUUCUUCAUUCAAUCCAGUCCCGGCAAGGUGUCGGGAUCGGAGAGCUCACCCCAGUCGGCAUCAGCGAUCCCUCCCCCUGCUCAGGCUCCACCCGAGCCUGAGACCAACCAUGUGAGCUCGCAAGGCUCCAACUUUCGCAGCUCGGACGACUCGUCUUCGGCCAUUGUCAUCAAGAAGAAGGAGAAGCGUCACGUGUCCAUGGCCAACAUGCGCGGCCGGUUCCAGGGCGAAAAGGCCCGCGCAGCACAGGCCAUUGCCGACCGCAACAAGAAGGAGAGCUCGGACGAGUGGGAGGAUGAAGACGAGGAGGAAGACGAGGACGAGUGGGAGGACGACGAGCCAGCACAGGACACGAAUGACGACCCGCCUGCUCCUCAUCAUCAUCAACCACCACAUGCCGCCCCCGAACCUCACCGGCGAGCGACCGAACCCAUCAUUCCGCAAGCCCCCACACCGCCACGCACAAAGAAGGAGCGCGCAGCCGAAAAGGCUCGCGCCGACGCCCAGCGCGAUGCCCAACGCAAGCGCGAAAUGUUUGCCAAACAGGCCAUCUUUGGUGCCAAGGUCGCCCCCUCCGAGGGCCUUCUCACGCGCACGUUCAACAUUGGCAAGUCCAUGAUCGACCUUACCCAGGCCGGCAGGGAGGACGACCACGACGAGCUGAGGCGGGCGCCCACACUCUCGCACCUCGGCCAGCUCUCCAUGUCGCCCGCCAUGGCCAGUCCAAGCGGCAUCAUGCGCUCCAAAUCGUCGGCCGCGUUGCCCGUCCAGACAGGCGUGAGCGUGACGUCGCGCUCGCACCUGUCCAACUCGGGAGACAAGCGCUGCCCUGUCGGUGUCGAGAUGGAGACGUCGGACGAGGAGUCUGACGACGACUACCUCCAGUCUGAAGAGGUGCGCGCAAAGCUCAACGCGCUGGCGGCCAAGCGGGAGGCGCGCGACCGGGCAAAGGUGCUAGCCGCCCAGCAGCAGCAGCAGCAACAGGAAGCCGAAAGCCUUCCCGCCGUGACUCCGCCAAUUACCGCCGUGUCUCCCGUCAAUGUGCAAGCGACUCCCGUGCCGGUCGUCCCUAGAGGCUCUGGCGAGUUGGACGAAAACGGCAUUGUCCGUCCCCUGUCGCCCACGUCGCGCAGGCGCACGAUCAUCAUGCGCGAAAUGUCCGAGUCGCUCAGGAAGAACAUCAUUGUCGAGCGCGAAAAGUCGUCUGGUCGCGGUGCCAUGGGAGGAAGCAAGUUUGGCCAGGACCACAAGCGGCCUCCGCCAGGUGUGCACAUGUCGCGUUUACCGACGUCCAGCUCGGCUGUCAACCUCGCACAGCUGCACAACUCUCCUCAGCACACGGGCGAGGCCCUCGCUCUCGCUCGCGUCCGCUCCAACCAAGUGACCGAUUUCAAGCCGCACAACAACAAGCUGGAGCGCCACAGCUCUCAUCCAAACCUGACGGCCAUGGGCGACCAUGACAACUACACCACCCAGCCGCCGCCGCCUCGUCCAGUGCAAGAGAGUAACAGCCGAGGGCCUUCUCCCAACCACUGGCAGGCGUCCAGUUCGACAUCGCCCGAGGCGCGUCGCCGGGCAAACGUCCUUGGCUCGGGCUUCCUGCGGCCGCUCACGCGCGUCGGCGGUGACGGCGAGCUUGGCCGCGCGCGUUCCACUGUGGCGCUCACGACCAUGACCUCGCCCACCGCCGAGCCCAUGCACUCGUCGCACUCGCCCACCACGCACAUGCCCUCGAGCGGAUCGAGCGGCGCCCUGCGCUCGCCGCACCUACAGGCCGCACCCAUGAUGCGAUCCAACACGGAGGGCGCCGGCAGCCGCGAAAUGGAGCGAGCACGUGUCCGGCGCGAGCUCGCCAAGCGCAGCGAACACACCGACACGAGCUACCGUAUGCACGGCUGGUGA
Apiotrichum porosum is the source of this 2733-nucleotide messenger RNA. RefSeq lists its product as uncharacterized. Gene Ontology annotation, cellular component: cytoplasm. The transcript is spliced from 4 exons. Gene Ontology annotation, biological process: regulation of nitrogen utilization; mitochondria-nucleus signaling pathway; negative regulation of transcription by RNA polymerase II. The record is from RefSeq and is a predicted model, not a curated record. Bases 1 to 2733 code for a protein of 910 amino acids. Lineage: Eukaryota; Fungi; Basidiomycota; Tremellomycetes; Trichosporonales; Trichosporonaceae.